Fulmarus glacialis (Northern fulmar) is the source of this 2652-nucleotide messenger RNA. RefSeq names its product breast cancer anti-estrogen resistance 3 (gene BCAR3). The transcript has 10 exons. The record is from RefSeq and is a predicted model, not a curated record. Gene Ontology annotation, biological process: small GTPase-mediated signal transduction; positive regulation of peptidyl-serine phosphorylation. Gene Ontology annotation, molecular function: guanyl-nucleotide exchange factor activity; phosphotyrosine residue binding. The coding region runs from base 11 to 2221 and encodes 736 amino acids. NCBI's taxonomy places the organism in Eukaryota, Metazoa, Chordata, Aves, Procellariiformes, Procellariidae.
AGAACUGAAAAUGCCAAAGGAUUAUAAUGUUUUUCAAAUGCUGAUUGCAGCACUUUGCUGCUUUUAUCAUCGUAAGUCUAUUAUCAGAGUCAAGUUUUCUAGGGAGAGGCAAGUUAUGGACAACAGCCCAGAAAAACUGAAGAAGGAGUUAGAGGAAGAACUGCAGCUAAGUAGUGAAGACUUGCGUAGCCAUGCCUGGUACCAUGGACGUAUUCCUCGGCAGGUGGCAGAAGUCCUAGUUCAGAGAGAUGGAGAUUUUCUGAUUAGGGAUUCUCUCUCCAGUCCUGGGAACUUUGUUCUUACCUGUCAGUGGAAAAAUACCUCUCAGCAUUUUAAAAUCAACAGAACAGUUCUAAGACUCAAUGAAGCCUACUGCCGUGUUCAGUAUCAGUUUGAACUUGAAAGUUUUGACAGUAUCCCCGGCUUAGUUAGAUACUAUGUUGGGAAUCGCACACCAAUAUCAAAGCAGAGCGGAGCAAUUAUUUUUCAGCCUAUCAACAGGACUGUGCCUCUCAGGUGUCUAGAAGAAAAGUAUGGUGUAACUCCAGUCCGACAUAAAGAGCCAAAUAUCCCUGAAAGGAAAACAGAAACUGCAAAAAGGCUGAGUCUUGGUAUGUCCAGCAUGCAAUCCCCGGAGCAGAGCAUACCCAGAGGAAAUCUUUUGAGAAACAAAGAAAAAAGUGGUAGCCAGCCAGCUAGUUUGGAUCAUGUUCUGGAGAAAAGAUUCCCUCUAAAGGCUCACCAGUCAGAGAGCUAUCUGCUAAUAGGUUCAAGACAUCCAUCUCGAUUACUUGAAGCAGAUGCAGACUCCUGUCCAAGCUGUCCUGCAUUUAGAACAGGCAGUGAACCUUCUCUAAGCCCCACAGUUGCUCAGAAAGUCACCUCUGAGUCACAAGUAGGGGAAGCUCUUAGAGGAUCAGACAGUCAGCUCUGUCCGAAGCCUCCACCUAAACCCAGCAAAGCACCCCUGAUGAAGCCCCCAGAUUCUCCUUUGGCUCUCUACAGUUCAGAAGGACACUAUUGUGAACUAAGCCCUGCCAGAGAUCCUGCAGCAACAAAACAACAUUUAUGUCAGAAAAACAGCUAUGUGGAACAUCUGACACGAAAGGAGAGGGGAACACACUCAUUCAGGAACUCUGAAACAAACUAUUUGAUCCUGGAAGAUGACCCUACAAUGAACUCUGCAGAUCCUUUAGAAGCUUCAGCUGAGAUGGCUGAGGAAGACAGCAUCUUUACGGCACCUGUUUUUGAGACAGUGUCUAGUUUUAAACCGAAUGAUUUUGAAUCCAAACUACUUCCUCCUGAAAACAAGCCGUUGGAAACAUCAAUGUUAAGAAGAGUUAAGGAGCUUUUCACCAACAACAAUCCAAAGAUUAUUGCACAGCAUAUUCUUAGAAUGGACUGCAAGGUGGCAAGGAUACUAGAAGUUUCUGAAGAGAUGAGGAGGAUUAUGGGAGUGAACUCUGGUCUUGAACUGAUUACCUUGCCUUACGGACAUCAACUGCGCCUUGACCUAAUUGAAAGGCACAAUACCAUGGCAAUAGGAAUAGCUGUGGAUAUCUUGGGUUGCACAGGAAAUCUAGAAGAUAGAGCAGCAACAUUAAACAGGAUCAUCCAAGUCGCAGUGGAGCUGAAGGACUCGCUGGGGGAUUUGUAUGCAUUUUCUGCCAUUAUGAAAGCGCUGGAAAUGCCACAGGUCACUAGGUUAGAACAAACCUGGACCUCUCUAAGACAUCGUUAUACCCAGACUGCCAUUAUGUAUGAAAAACAGCUGAAGCCAUUUAGCAAAGCUUUGCAUGAAGGACAAGAUGAGUGGAAUAAGACUGUCAGUGCUCCAGAGAGCAACGUAACAGUGCCACUGCUGAUGCCUCUUGUUACCUUGAUGGAGCGACAAGCUGUCAUUUUUGAAGGCAUGGACCUGUGGGAAAGCAGUGACCAAAGCUGUGAAAUAAUGCUCAAGCACUUGGCCACAGCUCGUCAGAUAGCACAGAACGCAGAAAUGUACAGCCUGACUGCAGAACGGAUGCUGGAAGGUUUCCAGCCAGAUGAAGAGAUGAGCGAAAUCUUCAAGACAGAAUUUCAAAUGAGAUUGCUCUGGGGCAGCAAAGGAGCCCAAGUUAAUCAAAAUGAAAGAUAUGAGAAGUUCAGCCAGAUUUUAACUGCACUUUCCCGAAAACUGGAACCUCCUCCAGUGAAGCAGGUGGAACAAUUAAGUAUAUAAGACUCCGUAAACACUAUUUAAAUUAUAUACUUGAAAUAACCUUAGCCGCCUUUUGGCAAUUUGAUACUGCACAAACUUCUUGCAUUUCACAAGAUGUUUAGAACUUUUUUAAUUGCACAAUGCACACUUGUUUUAAAACUACUGACUUCUAAACAAAUUAUUUAUUUACUGUGUCACCAAGUCAUUUAAUGAUCCCUUUAAACAGUUAGGUUAUCCCUGUAAGAUAGUCUUACAGCUUUCUGUAUCUCCCCAGUUGCAAUGUUUUGGUAAUGCCUAGGAGUAAGGGCAUUGGCUUUAAAAUGAAGCAAAUAGUGUAAAUAAAAUGAUAGAUUAAGUAUGUGACAUUGCAGAAAAUUUGUUGUAUAAUGUUCCUUUAAUGAAUAUAAAACACUGUACAUAGAAUUGUGAAUUAAAGUGUAUCUUUAUGCAAA